GUUUUGUUUCCCUCCUCUCCUCCUCCUCGUCUCUCUCAUCGCUCUCUUCUCCCCCUUAACCCACCCUCGAUUAGGGUUAGGGUUUCCGCCUUGCUCCGCAUCGCCAUGGAUUCGCAGCAGCCGCAGCAACACGAUCGCUCGCAGGGGCUUCAGCCGGAGGGCGAGCUCGAGUACCAGCGCCUGCCGCCGCCGCCGCAGCAGCAGCAGCAGCAGCAGCAGCCGCAGCGGCGGCGGCCGCAGCCUCCGCCUCCGUCGUCUGGGGGCGAUCUCGUCGGCAUCGGAGUGAUGGUGUUGAUCUCGGUCGCUUUCGUUCUGAUAGUGUUUUCAUCCUCUAUGUCGACGUCAGGCAGCAGCUGGUACAUCCUGCAUCAAGUUCCUGAAGGCCAUGUGGGUGUAUAUUGGAGAGGUGGCGCUCUUUUGAAAACAAUUACUAAUCCAGGGUUUCAUCUGAAAUUGCCUUUGGUUACGAAGUUUGAGCCCAUACAAGUCACCCUUCAGACGGACCAGGUAAAGAAUAUACCAUGUGGUACAAAAGGUGGUGUUAUGAUUAGCUUCGAUAAGAUAGAGGUUGUGAAUCGACUUAGAAAAGAAUAUGUCUAUGAAACUUUGCUCAAUUAUGGCGUACAUUAUGAUAAGACGUGGAUAUAUGAUAAGAUUCAUCAUGAAAUAAAUCAGUUCUGCAGUGCUCACACCCUGCAGCAAGUUUAUAUCGACAUGUUUGAUCAGAUUGAUGAAAAGAUGAAAGAGGCUAUUCAAAGAGAUUGCACACAGUAUGCUCCUGGAAUUGAAAUUAUCGGUGUUCGUGUUACAAAGCCAAAUAUCCCUGCCAGUAUUAAGAGGAAUUUUGAACUUAUGGAGGAGGAACGCACUAAGGCUUUAAUCGCCAUGGAGAGACAGAAGGUCGCAGAAAAGGAAGCCGAAACCCAGAAGAAAAUAGCUCUCUCAGAAGCAGAAAAAAAUGCUCAGGUCAGCAAAAUUCUUAUGGAGCAAAAGCUAAUGGAAAGGGACAGCGCCAAGAGGCAACAGGAGAUCGAAAAUCAAAUGUACGUCGCACGUGAGAAGAGCCAAGCUGAUGCUAGCUUUUACAGAGUGACGAAAGAAGCAGAAGCUAAUAGACUGAAGCUCACACCCGAGUAUCUUGAACUCAAAUUCAUUGAAUCGAUUGCCAAUAACUCGAAAAUCUUCUUUGGAGACAAGGUACCGAAUAUGGUGAUGGAUCAGAGGUUGCUCGGCAAUUUUCUCAGCGGCAUCGCUCAAAGGGAUCAUGUAGAGAUAUAGCAAUAAGCAGUUCGAAUCAACUGCACAAUUUUGGAUUUUUGAAGGGCCAUCUCGCUACUCACUCUUGCUUUGUUUGAACUAACUGUGCAGUUUGAAUUAGCGACGACUUCUGGGGUUCCUACCAAAUGAUAGCUAUUUCUGAUUAGCUAUUCUGGGGGCGCACGGGAACGCAUCGAAACUCAAUACCAAACAAGCCCGAAAAAUCAUGCGACUUUUUCUGUAGUUGAUCUUGGCUUUUGUUUCAAGUUCUUUUGGUUUUCUUUUUCACUUUUUACUCUCUCGAUAUUUCUAUGUGAAAAGAUCUCUCUCUCUCUCUCUCUCUCUCUCUCUCUCUCUCUCUCUAGGUGUUGUUUGCCAACAUAUAAUGAUUUGUUUUACUUUUGGGGAGAAUUAUGUCAAUGGAGAGUUGUUUUAAGUUUUCCUGUAUAUUA
This is a messenger RNA of Ananas comosus (pineapple), 1709 nucleotides long. RefSeq names its product erlin-2-B. NCBI's taxonomy places the organism in Eukaryota, Viridiplantae, Streptophyta, Magnoliopsida, Poales, Bromeliaceae. Gene Ontology annotation, biological process: SREBP signaling pathway. Gene Ontology annotation, molecular function: cholesterol binding; ubiquitin protein ligase binding. The record is from RefSeq and is a predicted model, not a curated record. The coding region runs from base 106 to 1278 and encodes 390 amino acids. The transcript is spliced from 9 exons. Gene Ontology annotation, cellular component: endoplasmic reticulum membrane; endoplasmic reticulum.